AAACUCUUUAUGUGGCCAAGAAAGGCUUGAAACAUGACACUCAAAUCUCAUCCCUUGUUAUUCCUAUGCGGUGGUCACGCUUAAUCAACUCAUUCUCUCUCCUCCGCAAACACACCACCACCAACGCUACACCAACACCAUCCUCAACUUUCUCUCUCCUCAGAAAUCACACCAUGUCCACACCCGAACCCAUCGGCCCAUCAACCACCAAAGUGGGUUGGAUCGGUACCGGCGUAAUGGGUCGAUCCAUGUGCGCUCACAUUCUCAAAGCCGGCUACAAACUUACCGUCUUCAACCGCACUAUCUCAAAAGCCCAACCUUUACUCGAUCAAGGGGCCCACUUAGCUACCUCCCCCGCCGAAGUCGCCGCCCAAUCCGACGUCGUUUUCACCAUCGUAGGUUUCCCAUCCGACGUCAAAUCAGUUACCGACGGUGUACUUUCUCUCCUCCGACCAGGUGGAAUCCUCAUUGAUAUGACCACUUCCGAUCCCACCCUCGCCGUCGAAAUCUCCACCGCAGCCGCCGCUAAAUCUUGCGCCUCAAUAGACGCACCCGUCUCCGGCGGCGACCGUGGAGCUCGCACAGCCACCCUCUCCAUCUUCGCCGGUGGAGAUCCCGCCGUGGUGAACUCCCUCUCUCCGCUCCUCUCCCUGAUGGGGACCACCUACUACAUGGGCGGUCCCGGAAAAGGGCAAUCGGCGAAACUAGCAAAUCAAAUAACGAUCGCUUCGACAAUGGUGGGUUUAGUUGAGGGUAUGAUUUACGCACACAAGGCGAAGUUAGAGCUACCAUUGUUCUUGGAUGCGAUAUCGAAAGGGGCGGCAGGGUCGAAGAGCUUGGAAUUAUAUGGCGGGAGGAUAUUGAAGAGGGAUUUUGAAGCUGGGUUUUAUGUAGAUCAUUUUGUUAAGGAUUUAGGGAUUUGUUUGAAAGAGUGUGAGAAAAUGGGGAUUUGUUUACCUGGGUUAGGGUUAGCUCAUCAGUUGUAUCUUUCACUUAAGGCUCAUGGGGAAGGGGGUUUGGGUACUCAAGCUCUUGUUUUGGCUCUUGAGAGGCUUAAUAAUGUGUCUUUGGACUCCGGUUCGGGUUGAUAAUUGAUUUCUUAGCAUUUUUUCUUGUGAAUUUGUAAUGAGGUUUAGAUGUAAAUUACAUUCCGCUUUAAAAAUUAAAAGUGGUAAAUAAUGGUUUUUUUUUUGUAUAAUGGAUGACUUGAUGACUUUGCGUUGUGCAAUGCAAUCACAUUUGGGUUUGGGUUUGUCUUUCAA
Molecule: messenger RNA, 1262 nt
Organism: Spinacia oleracea (spinach)
Lineage: Eukaryota; Viridiplantae; Streptophyta; Magnoliopsida; Caryophyllales; Amaranthaceae
Product: probable 3-hydroxyisobutyrate dehydrogenase-like 1, mitochondrial
Exons: 1
Coding region: 66-1088 (340 amino acids)
Molecular function (GO): NADP binding; NAD binding; oxidoreductase activity
Source: RefSeq, a predicted model, not a curated record